GAAGGAAAACAUCGCCAAUGGAUGGCUGAUGGCGAUGGCUCUGAAGUUCCACAACCGUGUUGGAACGCUUGUCGCACUCAGUAACAACAAUUGCACGGCUCAGAGGAACCACCCUACUCAGGAAUUUAAUAAUGGGGUAGUAAUGAGCGCGGAACCGCUGCAGGACAAUGUCCCUUUUGAAGUCAGAAUUGACAGAAAGGUAAACUCCUGGAGUGGUUCAAUUGAGAUAGGUGUGACAACAUGUGACCCAAGCACACUGAAGUUUCCAAUCAGUGCUACUGGUUUUCGUGAGGGAACAUGGGUGAUGUCAGGGAGCUCUAUUUUGAGAGAUGGGCAUUCUGUCAUCGAGGAAUAUGGAGCAGAUCUAGAUCAGCUAAAUGAAGGUGAGAAGGUUGGUGUUAUGCGGACAACUGAUGGCACACUCCAUUUUCUUGUGAAUGGUGUAGAUCAGGGUCCAGCUGCAAAUGGUAUUGCUUCUAAAGUAUACGCCAUUAUUGAUAUGUAUGGGAAAUGUGCUCAGGUUACAAUAGUGGACAACACUCCUGGAACCAAUCAGGAAAAUGAUGGAAUUUCUACUGAUGUUGCCAGCCAGCUAGCCAAUGAAUUCCUAACUCAGCUCUCCAAUCAAAUUGUCAAUGACCUGACCAGAAAUGUAGAGGCCCUAGGACUAGAUAAUGUAGCUUCAAACUCAAAUAAUGAGAAACUGACAUUCCAUGAGCGUUGUGGGAGUCUUGUCAAACUAAGCAACAGCCGACGUACUGCAGAGAGGCGACACCCACUGGAUGAGUUUAACAAUGGAGUAGUUAUGACCAAUCGACCUCUGAAAAAUGACGAGUUAUUUGAGAUUCGAUUGGAUGUUUUGGUUGAUAAGUGGUCGGGGUCUAUAGAAGUUGGAAUAACAACACAUAAUCCAUCCAUGCUGGAUUUCCCAGCAACUAUGACGAACAUGAGAUCAGACCUGAAUGUUGUAGGUACCAUUAUGAUGAGUGGCUGUGGGAUUUUGACCAAUGGCAAGGGAACCCGCCGGGAAUAUGGCAUCUAUAAUCUGGAUGAGUUAACAGAGGGAGACAGAAUUGGACUCAUCAGGAAAUCUAAUGGACAUCUACAUUACUAUAUCAAUGGAGAGGAUCAGGGUGUGGCAUCUAAUGAGACUCCACCUACAAUUUGGGGUGUGGUUGACCUCUAUGGCAUGGCUGUCAAAGUCAGUAUCCUUGAUCGUAAUGAUCCUAACUACCCUAACAACAUUACCUCCCCUGUCCAGAGGGUGCGGAAUGUGUUCAGACAAUUCCCAGACAUGUAUGACGAGAUCUCAUCUGAAGAAGCAGAACCUGUCGAGAGGCUGUUGUUUCAUACAAGAUGUGGGUCACAUGCAGCAGUCAUUAAUAACCAAAGAACAGCACACAGACCAAAUGCCCUAGAUGACUUUAACAAUGGUGUUGUUUUGACCAGUCGUACACUCAGACAGGAAGAAUUAUUUGAGGUUCACAUUGAUAAAAUGGUGGACAAGUGGGCAGGAUCCAUUGAGAUUGGUGUUACGCUUCACUCACCGAAUGACCUUGACUUUCCAUCCACCAUGACCAACAUAAGGUCAGGAACCUGGAUGAUGACAGGAACAGGAGUAAUGCACAAUGGGACGACGGUCAUUGAUAUGUAUGGCCAGAAUCUGGACAGGCUAAAGGCUGGGGAUAGAGUUGGGGUCAAGAGGAGGGGUGAUGGUAGUCUUCACUUCUAUGUGAAUGGAAUUGAUCAAGGCCAGGGGGCCACAGGUGUCCCUCCAAAUGUGUACGGGGUAAUUGACCUCUAUGGACAGGCUGCACAGACUACUAUAGUUGAUCACUCAGAUCCCCUGUCCCCUGAUGCCGAUUCCUGUAGUGCCAGUGACUCAGAGGAGCUCAGAUUUCACCAUAUUCAUGGACAGAAUUCAACCAUAACAAACAACGGUCGUACCUGUCUGCGACCCAAUGCCACGGGGGAGUUUAACGAUGCCAUCAUCAUGAGCAGUCGUCCGCUGAAGGAUAAUGAGUUGUUUGAAGUUAUUAUAGAGAAGAUGGUGGACCGAUGGUCAGGGUCAUUGGAGGCAGGUGUGACACUGAUAAAACCAGAGGAACUGGAGUUUCCAAACACAAUGACAGACAUAGUGUAUGACACAUGGAUGCUCAGUGGAGCAGCCAUAAUGCAGGAUGGAUCUACAAUCAGGAAUGGUUAUCCCCUGGACCUGGAUGCCGUGACAGUGGGAUGUAGGAUCGGGAUCAUGCGGUGCGCUGAUGGCACGUUACACUACUUCCUGAAUGGAUCAGAUCAGGGCCCCGCCUGUACAGACGUCCCACAUGGUGUGUAUGCUGUAAUUGACCUAUAUGGACAGUGUGCUCAAGUUUCGAUCACCAGUGGAUCAGGAGUGUAUCCAUCUCCAGACAAUAAUCUCCUACAUUCAGAUCAGGCCAUAAUGUCUCCCUCCUCAUCAGAGGUGUCUCAUCGAUUCAGUUUGUGUUGUGGUAAAAACAUCACAAUAAAGAACAAUAGCUGUACAACAGCCCGCUCUACAGGCUACAACAAUGCCAUUGUAUUUAGUUCUGAUCCUCUAAAAAGGGAUGAAAUAUUUGAGGUGAGAAUUGACCAGGUGUGUCGAGUGUGGUCAGGGUCACUUCACAUCGGACUGACCACUCUGGCCAUCUCAGACACCACCUCAUCCUCUGUCAUUCCAGCAUCUGCCCUUGAACUGACCUCCAAAUUGACUUGGCUGAUUACAGGGUCAGAGGUCAGGAAAAAUGGAUUUGUCAUCAAGGAGAAUUAUGCACCAGCUCUAGAGAGACUUGAGGUUGGGAAUCUAGUGGGCAUUCGUCGAGUCUCAGAUGGUACACUUCACCUCUACAUUAAUGGGGAGGAUAUGGGAGUGGCAGCCUCCAACAUCCCUAAGAAUGUGUUUGUGGUGAUUGACCUUUAUGGUCCAGUGGAGAUGAUCACGAUUACCAGCAGUUGUUCAUGGGAUGCCUCUUUGAUGGCCAGUCAGCAGUCUCAGUCCGUCAUGUCAGAACUAGCAGAGGCUGCAGACUUGGAUACAGAAGAGGAAUACCCUAAUGCGCUAGGUUUCCAUGUCAACCAUGGUAAAAAUAUCAUGUUAAGUAAUGGUGGACUGACAGCUGAGAGAACAGAAAGUUACAACCAGGGACUGAUUGUCACUUGUCAACCACUGCACAAAAACCAAAUGUUUCAGGUGCGGGUUGAACACCUGAACACCCGCUGGAGCUUCUCUCUGAUGAUUGGUGUGCUGGGAUUUCCUCCGGAUAAGUACACAUUUCCAGUGUCCUCCAUGUCUAUAAAGAAAUCUUGUAUCAUGAUCCAGGGCAGCGCUGUGUACAACUCUGGUUGUAAGGUAAAAGAGAAUUAUGGUCCUAAUCUAGAUGAGCUACAAGUAGGUCAUGUGAUUGGGAUAAUGGUGGAUGAGGAGUCAAAUCUUCACUUGUUUUUUAAUGGCGUGGAUCAAGGUGUAGCUGCAAGGGACGUACCAGGCUCAUGUUAUGGUGUGGUGGAUCUAUAUGGGAAAUGUAAUAAGGUGACAGUUGUCCCAAACAUGGACAGUGGUGAAUCGCUUGAACGAAAGCAUAAAGACAAGGAGAAAUCAGAGAAGGAAGACAUUGAAGAAGUGAUGAAAGAGAAGAAUAGUCCAAGUGAGACCAUCCUGGGGAGUGUAGUGAUUCGGCCGUGUGAGUACGCUAAGACCUGCUCCAAGGUCAGGAGCCUGAUGGGCAUACCUGAUGGAUUUUUCCAAGAACAGCAGAUGACAUGUUAUUGUGAAUCUUGCCAUAAACUGAGGUCAGAGGACCUGUACCUCAGGAGGGGGGAACCACCCAGGGAGUAUGCAGUACCCUUGGGGUGGUGCCGAUACAUUCUCAAACAACGCCAGAAAGCACCUUCCUUUGUGGCAUCUGACAAGUGGCAUGUGGCGUAUUAUGGUACACAGCUGGAGGUCCUCAGAAAGAUCCUGGAUACUGGAGAUAUACACACCUGUAAUGACCAGAUGGGAGGAGGAAGUACUCUCCUACCUCAAUCUGUACCAUUCACCGAAAAAUCCCGUCCAGACAGUUCCAGUCUCAGACAAAUCCUUAUGUCUCCCACCAUACGAUACAUAGGAUGUAACGAGUUCUCACCUAAAUUCAAGUUAUUGGAACUGAGAACCAAAAGGACAUUCCAUGUUCGUGUUGCAUUUCAAGUGUGGUUAAAGCCUGGGUCAUACAAAGUAGGACCUCAAAGUCUCGGACUCAAUGAACAAAUAGAUCCACAGUUCUCAAACAAUGAGUUAGAGUGGGCCACAAAAGAAAGAGGAUCAGUGUUGUUACAUGGACUGCUCAUUAAAAUAGAAAACUUAUAGAGAGGACCUCAAAGGAGAAAAAGAAACUCAGUAUCAUUUUAUGUUGAUUGUUUUCCAUGACAAUAUAUGAUUAGUCAAUAGAAGUCAUCAAGUGCAGUUUCCUGUUUUUGCCACAGGUUUAUCAGAUUGUAUACGUUAUCAAAGACUAAUACAAGGUGUCAAAAUCUUUGUUUAAUUUUCCAGAAGUGAAUAAGUGUAUACUGUUAGUUAAAACUGUUAAAAAAAAAUUUUCUUCUAACAUGUUCAUGUUUAUACAAAAAAUUACUAAGCAUAAGGGUAAUAUUUAUGAAGUUUAAAUACUGUAAAUGUGCAGUUCACCCCAAAGUCCUAACUCGUUAAUCCAUGGAAAAUUUACAAUCCGUGAAAAUGUGCUUCUGUACAGUUUUUUUUUCACAGAAUGUGCUAGAAUUUAUAGAAUCUACAGACUUUAUUCCUAAUGUUUGCACUGUUUUAUAUUUUUGUUGUUUUGCAUGCAUUUGCAACAGUACUAGAUGUUUUAAAAACAUUACUAUUUAUGAUUAAUCCUAUCUGAUUCACAGGGAGUAAGAAAUGUUUACAGUUAAUACUUUGUCUUUUUGUGGGUAGAAUGAUGUGAAAGAAUGUGUGAGAAUAAGACUUUGUGAGGCAUUAUUUAUUGGUGUAUCUUGAAGUUUUGUGUGAAUUAAUUGUAAAACUCUCUUCCAGUCAGAACUUUGUUCUUGAGCUUUUUCUUUCAGUUUCUUCUACCUUUAUUAUUGUGUGAUAACAAAAUACAUAUACUAUGUGGUAUAUGCUGAAGAAACAAAGCAAAUUUUAAACAUGUACUUUUAAUGUACAUGUAUAUAAGUGUACACGUAUAAGUAUAUUUAAUGCUGUGUCUAAUCAUAAUGACUUACACACACAAUUUAGAAAUACAUUUCUCCAGUAUUUAAUAUUAUGCAGCAUCAGAGGUUAGUCAUACUUGUAUUACAUGAACAUUGUGAAUGGAUGAAAUGCAUGGAAUUGUUGAGUACUUGUUCAGAUAUACAAAAUUUUCCUUGUCAAGAAACUCACAUUCACUUUAUCAGAAGCAUUGAUCUCAUUCUAAAUUCAAUCUGUUUUUGUGUGCAUGUAAAUUUUACAAAUGAAUAAAAACAAAGAAAAAU
Molecule: messenger RNA, 5490 nt
Organism: Saccostrea echinata
Lineage: Eukaryota; Metazoa; Mollusca; Bivalvia; Ostreida; Ostreidae
Product: neuralized-like protein 4
Exons: 24
Coding region: 29-4366 (1445 amino acids)
Molecular function (GO): ubiquitin protein ligase activity
Source: RefSeq, a predicted model, not a curated record